Molecule: messenger RNA, 1651 nt
Organism: Mus caroli (Ryukyu mouse)
Lineage: Eukaryota; Metazoa; Chordata; Mammalia; Rodentia; Muridae
Source: RefSeq, a predicted model, not a curated record
GGGCUUAGAGUUAUCAGAGAGCAGGUGUUCUGCCUUAUCUCCGCGGCCAUGACCAUGGGCUGGUAGCAGUUAGGACCUGAGAGGAGUAGGCAGGAUUGAAACUAGAUUAUCUUGCUUGAGAAGUAUCUUACAAUGUCAUCUAGACAUGGAUUCAAAUGCCAGUUUUCUUUUAGCUGUAAGACCCUUGAACCUUAGGCAAACCAAACCCCUCUUACCCUAUCCAAGCCUUGGCUUGUUCAUCUGUAAAAUUGGACCAGCAGCACCUGCCAAGCCACCGUCAAGAGAAUUAUAGUAGACCUCACAAGCGAGACACAGCUUUCCCUGGGACAGUACUGUUUUAGUGUACAGUGUGACUGGUCACAUAUGCUGGACCAGCCUUUGGACUGUGGUAUGGCGGUACUUGUGUAAAACGACAGAGCAGGAGAUGGAAAGCCUUUGGUUUUCUGACCAGACUUGCAAGCUGGCACUCUGGUGAUCCUGAACAGGGUAGGUUGGCUCAACCAGGUGAGGACCAAGAGCCCUGGACUGAGAGAGCUACGUCUAGCAGUCUUUCUCAUCUUUAGUAUAAAGACGUGCUUUGAUGCUGGGCUUUGGUAGGAGGAGGCUGUUCUCAGCUCUGCUGCAGGUUCAGAAGAGGCCCUGUCAACACUCCAGAAACAUGAGACUGGUACAGUUCCAGGCACCUCACCUGGAAGUGCCUCACCUGGGCCUGGAGUCAGGGGUUGGUGGGGGAGUUGUAGACUUAAAUGCUUUUGACUCGACACUCCCCAAGACAAUGGUGCAGUUUCUGGAGCAAGGAGAGACCACCCUUUCAGUGGCAAGAAGAGCCCUGGCUACCCAGCUGCCUGUCAUCCCUCGGUCACAGGUGACCUUCUUGGCCCCUGUCACCCGGCCAGACAAGGUGAUAUGUGUGGGCUUGAAUUAUGCAGACCACUGCCAAGAACAGAAUGUGCGGGUGCCCAAGUACCCCAUCAUCUUCAGCAAGUUCUCCAGCGCUAUUGUGGGGCCCUAUGAUGCGAUCGUCCUCCCACCAGAGAGCAAGGAAGUUGACUGGGAGGUGGAGAUGGCCGUGGUCAUUGGGAAGAAAGGCAAACACAUCAAGGCCACAGAUGUCAUGGCUCACGUGGCUGGCUUCACUGUGGCUCAUGAUGUGAGUGCUCGGGACUGGCAAAUGAGAAAUGGAAAGCAGUGGUUACUGGGAAAAACUUUUGAUACUUUCUGCCCCCUGGGCCCUGCCUUGGUUACCAAGGAUACCAUAGCAGAUCCACACAAUUUAAAGAUCUGCUGUCGAGUGAAUGGAGAGGUAGUCCAGAGCAGCAACACCAACCAGAUGGUGUUCAAGACUGAAGAUCUGAUAGCCUGGGUCUCCCAGUUUGUCACUCUUUACCCAGGGGACCUCCUCCUGACUGGGACGCCUCCAGGUGUUGGCAUGUUUAGGAAGCCUCCUGUCUUCCUCAAGAAGGGUGAUGAAGUCCAGUGUGAGAUUGAAGAACUUGGUGUCAUCAUCAACAAGGUGGUGUGAUGGUGUCCCUGUUAGCACUGGACUUGACACAAGGCGGGACUUCUGCUCCCACCCAGCUAACUGCUGGCCCUGUCUACUUGAGGCUGCUCUUAGGUAGGCCUUGGAAAUAAAUUUUCUCUCAGAGUUGCA